This is a messenger RNA of Pundamilia nyererei, 783 nucleotides long. Its product is annotated as chymotrypsin B-like. Lineage: Eukaryota; Metazoa; Chordata; Actinopteri; Cichliformes; Cichlidae. The record is from RefSeq and is a predicted model, not a curated record. Gene Ontology annotation, biological process: proteolysis. Gene Ontology annotation, molecular function: serine-type endopeptidase activity.
AUGGCCUUCCUCUGGAUCGUCUCCUGCCUCGCCUUUGUCAGCGCUGCCUACGGCUGUGGCACCCCUGCCAUCCUUCCCCAGGUCACUGGCUGUGCCCGCAUUGUCAACGGUGAGGAGGCAGUGCCUCACUCCUGGCCCUGACAGGUGUCUCUGCAGCAAACCAACGGCUUCCACUUCUGUGGAGGAUCUCUGAUCAGCGAGCAGUGGGUGGUGACUGCUGCUCACUGUAACGUCAGGACCUACCACAAUGUGAUUGUUGGAGAGCACAAUAAGGGUUAUGGCUCACAGGUGCUGAAGCCCACCAAGGUCUUCACUCACCCCAGCUGGAACCCCCAAACCAUCAACAAUGAUGUCACCCUGAUCAAGCUGGCCAGCCCUGCUCGCCUGGGCACCAACGUGUCUCCCGUCUGCCUUGCCGACACUACCGACAGGUUCGCUGCUGGCAUGAAAUGCGUCACUACCGGCUGGGGUCUGACUUGUUACAACGCUCCCAGUACUCCCAAUAACCUACAGCAGGCCGCCCUGCCUCUGCUGUCCAACGAGGAGUGCAAGAAACACUGGGGCAGCAACAUCUCUGACGUCAUGAUCUGUGCCGGUGGAGCUGGUGCCACUUCCUGCAUGGGUGACUCUGGUGGACCUCUGGUCUGUCAAAAGGACAACGUGUGGACUCUGGUUGGUAUCGUAUCUUGGGGAAGCAGCCGCUGCUCCACCUCCACUCCUGCUGUCUACGCCCGAGUCACCAAGCUCCGUGGGUGGGUCGACCAGAUCCUGGCUUCCAACUAA